Molecule: messenger RNA, 2522 nt
Organism: Oryzias latipes (Japanese medaka)
Lineage: Eukaryota; Metazoa; Chordata; Actinopteri; Beloniformes; Adrianichthyidae
Source: RefSeq, a predicted model, not a curated record
CUUUGCAACUGUUUUCUCUAUUAUGAUUUGAGUGGUGGAAUUUGAUUAGAUAGCAGGCGGAGGUAAAUAACAUUAUGGGUAAUGUAAUCUUAUUACUAAUUAUGACUUUGCUGACCAUACGAAGAUGUAAAGCAAAUGUUUACAGUUUUGGAGCAACUGGAAGUCAAGGAGAUGAAACGAUUAAAAGCAAUCCUCUUGAAGUGCCCCAGGAGCUUUACAUGUACACACCUGUGAUGCCGCAGCGGCCCCAAGUGAUGCAAUAUGUGAACAUGCCCCAAAUGCCCCAACAGUAUCAGCUCCAACUCCCGCAACAACAGGAACAGCAGCAGGAACACACAUCAGAAGUGCCCCCACCUGGUGCACCCCAGCAACAGCAGCAGCACACAUCCAGUUUGCCCCAGGAGCAACAAGUAUAUUUUUCUGAGGUAAAACAAGAACAAAUGCCCCAAAAGCAAGUGUAUACACGCAUUGUGGCGCAACAGCAGCAGCCAGUGCGCCCUCCUGGUGUACCCCAACAGCAGCAGAUCCCCCCACAAAGUGUUCCUCAACGCCAACAGGUUCCCGAAAAAUCGCAGGCUUACACAAAUUUACCCCAACAGCAGCCCCAGCUGACCCAACGGCAACAGGAGCAGGUGUAUACAGCCACCAAGGUGCUGCAGCAGAACACGCCAGUCAUUGUUGAACAGCAUAGUUCCUCACUUAAGGUUCUCUCUCGUCAGUACAAUAUGCCCCACCAACAAGUGUACACACCUGAUUUGCAAAAAGGAACAGGUGAGCGGCAGGCGACCAUGUCUAGUCAGUCUUGGCAACAGGUGCCCCAACAUCAGCCUCAGUUACAGCAGCAACAGGUGUACAUGCCCACUGUACCCCAACAACAGCAGAUGCUUUUUGGGUCCAAAGGUUUGCAGCAACCUAAAGAGGUACUACAUGUGUUCAUGACUCCAAUGCCCCCAAACCAUAAUUGGCAGAUGUAUAUGCCCCAGUUGCCUCCACAGAAGCCCAAGGUACCAAAACCAAAGAAGAGUCGCAAGUGCAAGGUGCGUCCAAAGCUGCAGCAGCGGGCUGUGCAAACACAGAAUGGAUCACCACAGCAGCAGGUGGUGCACAUACCUGAGAUGCAGCAGAAGCAACUACCACAGUUGGGACACAUGCAGCAGCAGCAGCAGCAGCAGCAGCAGCUGAUGCACAUGCCAGAGGUGCCCCCACAACAGCAGCAGCUGAUGCACAUGCCAGAAUUGCCCUCACAACAACAGCAGCAGCAGAAGCAGGUGAUCCACAUGCCAGAGGUGCCCCCACAACAACAGCAGCAGCUGAUGCACAUGCCAGAGGUGCCCCCACAACAGCAGCAGGGGAUGCACAUGCCAGAGUUGCCCUCACAACAACAGCAGCAGCAGCAGCAGGUGAUGCACAUGCCAGAGUUGCCCUCACAACAGCAGCAGCAGGUGAUGCACAUGCCAGAGGUGCCCUCACAACAGCAGCAGCAGCAGGUGAUGCACAUGCCAGAGGUGCCCUCACAACAGCAGCAGCAGCAGGUGAUGCACAUGCCAGAGGUGCCCUCACAACAACAGCAGCAGCAGCAGCAGCAGCAGCAACGGAUGCACAUGCCAGAGUUGCCGUCACAACAACAGCAGCAGCAGCAACUGAUGCACAUGCCAGAGUUGCCGUCACAACAACAGCAGCAGCAGCAGGGGAUGCACAUGCCAGAGUUGCCCUCACAACAACAGCAGCAAGAGCAGGGGAUGCACAUGCCAGAGAUGCCCCCACAAGAGCAGCAGCAGCAGCAGCAGCAGGUAACUCACCUGGCAGAGGUGCCCUCACAACAACAGCAGCAGCAGGUGACGCACCUGCCAGAGGUGCCUCCACCACAGCAGCAACUGGUGCACAUGCCUGAGGUGUCUCCACAGCACGAGGCUGUGUAUGUCCCCAAAGUGCCCUUGCUGCAGCAACAGCAAGUGUUGUAUAUGCCCAAGGUAUCCCAUGGCAUCUCCAAGGCUCCCCAACACCAGCUGGAAAUGCACAUUCCCAAAGCAACCCAGCAGCAAGUGGGUUAUGUGUCUGAGGAGGAGAAGCAGGAGCAAAAGCCACACCAACAAAAUCGGCAGGUGUACAUCCCUAAAAUGCCUCACCUGGAGCGAGAGGAGAUGAACAUGGCAGAAGUGCCCCAAAAACAGCAGCAGAAGCCAGCUCACAUGACUAAAGUGCCUCCCAAACAGUUGCUCUUGCCAAGGGUGUCCUCUCAACAGCAGGAAGUUCCCCACAUACUCGGGGUGCCAAAACAGCAGCAGCAUCAGCACAUGUCUAAUGUCCCCCUUAAUAAGCAGCUGGUGAUGCACCAGCUUAGGAUGCGCUACAAUGCCAAGACGCCAAGCUACAAAGUUCAGUUGCCUUUGAAGCCUAAAUUCAGGCGAAAGAGACCAUCCUUCAAGACCAAGCUCCUGCAGCGGAACAAAAAGGCUCUGCUACAAUGAGUGAAUGGAUCAUAUGUGAUGUUUUGAAAAUAAAACAGUUUAAAUUGUACUCUA